AUGGAGAACCUAGAUGACAAAGAGCUGGAGAGCGAUGAGGAAGAAUAUCAGUAUCCCGCGCUGGAGACGGAGGACGAGGGCCAGGAGACAGGGCAGGAGACGGAGAUGGUGGGGGAAGGGGAAGAGGAGGGCGAGCUGUUGGACUGGAACGGCUUCAUCACGGGGGAGAUGGACGAGGUGGAGGGGGACCUGUGGCCCGACUGGAAGCCCACGGGCCCGGUGACACCGGAGCAGGUCCUGAGACUAGCGGGAUACACGCGGGCUUACUUGUGCUCUCCUGAGGAUAAUGUUUACAACAUCAGCUUCUCGCACUUCAAAAUAAGGGACGUGGACAGUGGCGCCAUCAUUCUGGAUAUCAAAAAACACUGUCCAACAGAGAUCACUGGCGAGCAGCAGCAGCAGCAGCAGCAGGAGCCAGGGAGAUUUAUUCGAUAUCACUUUUCACCUGCUUUCCUUGCCAUCAGGGAGAUCGGAGCCACGUUGGAGUUUAUAGUGGGAACCAAAGCAGUGCACAAAUUCCGGCUCAUUGAGAGGCAUUACUUCCGAAACCUGCUCCUUAAAAGCUUCGACUUUGAGAUUGGUUUCUGCAUCCCAGACAGCAGAAACACCUGCGAGCACAUCUACACUGUGCCUCAGCUGGACCCAGAGAUAGUUGAAGAGAUGAUAGCGUGCCCGUAUGAGACACGGUCGGACAGCUUCUACUUUGCGAAUAACAAACUGAUCAUGCACCACAAAGCCGAAUACUCCUUCUGCCCGAAACGAGACGUGUUCGUAAGAGAGUCCUCCUGAUGACGCUCCGUGGGGUUCAAGAGAGAGGGCACUCAGGGAGAUGCUGAGAGAGAAUUGAGAAUUCUGAACAAAUUCCUUUAUGUUGUAGAUUCUCCAACAUCCCUAAGCAUUUGAGCUUUCCUUUUUUAUUUGUGAAAUGAGCAUUGGUGUUGCUUGUGUAGACAUUUCAUUCAUGGAGUAUCUCAAUAAGACCACCUGUAUGACUAAAGGAAUGAUAAUAAAGUUUGAUUUAUGAAGUGUU
Molecule: messenger RNA, 1030 nt
Organism: Sardina pilchardus (European sardine)
Lineage: Eukaryota; Metazoa; Chordata; Actinopteri; Clupeiformes; Clupeidae
Gene: unc119c
Product: unc-119 lipid binding chaperone B homolog 2
Exons: 5
Coding region: 1-789 (262 amino acids)
Biological process (GO): negative regulation of clathrin-dependent endocytosis; nervous system development; negative regulation of caveolin-mediated endocytosis
Cellular component (GO): centrosome; intercellular bridge; spindle pole
Molecular function (GO): lipid binding
Source: RefSeq, a predicted model, not a curated record